Messenger RNA from Drosophila willistoni, 1669 nucleotides. RefSeq lists its product as uncharacterized. Lineage: Eukaryota; Metazoa; Arthropoda; Insecta; Diptera; Drosophilidae. The coding region runs from base 119 to 1669 and encodes 516 amino acids. The record is from RefSeq and is a predicted model, not a curated record. The transcript has a single exon.
AAAACUGGUCCCUUUUUUGAAAGGAGGUGGUGGAGGGAGCCGAUGCAAAAAAUACUGAUAUCUCGUUAGCAAUUGGGUUGUUUUGGACGCACUUGUGGACCGGCAGCCGGGAGAAGCAAUGACCAGCAGUGUCAUUGGCUGCAAGCGCGUCCAUAGCAUAAUCGUUGAACAACUCGAAGACUUGGAUCAAGUGGAGCACAGUUUGCUGCUGAUCAAAGGACGACUGCAGCCGAAAUGCACAAACGCUCGCCAAUUGAAGGCAACCUUGGAUUGGCCGGCACGGGAUAAGUCCGAAGAGCAACUAACUCAAUUGUCGACAACAGGAGAGUUCAAAUUACUUUACGAUUUAGACAGCGGAAAGGAGAGUAGUCAAAUUAGGGAGGUAGAGCAACUGCAUCUACAUUUACGCUGCUGCAGCGGAUCGCGACUGAUUAACUUUACGUAUAGACCCAGACGUAGUCACUAUCGGGUCCAGCCUUUAUAUCUGGUGUGCAAGGACGAAAACGAAUUCGGAGAAUUGGCCACUGCCCGUUGUUCCUUAAUUGAUCUCAAUUUACGCUUAGUUCAGUGCAUCUAUGCCCAUAAACUGAAUGCUGCUGGAUUCCCCAAUAGAUUUUUUACCCUAAAUGAUGACUGCCAGAUAUUUCAAUCGAGUUUAACGCAAUCGGAAGUACUUGAGAGAAGCGAAGACGAAUUGUGGCAACAUUUUGCCAGCGAAAUACUUGCCAGCUCAGAGUGGGGACAACAAGUGAAUCUGAAAUUCUGUGCAUUUGUGGGCUGUACCCGUUAUAAUGGAGCUGCUGUAACGGCCAGUGGGGAUUUCACAUACGAGAAUAUACGGCGCCAUCUACACGGACACGCAGCCUUGGGUGGUGGUGGCUUGGCCCUUUUUGGCAGUGGCCACUUCUAUGCAUGGCCCCAGCGCUUCACUGAAAUCGGUGACUGCAUUAGGAGCAAGGAGCGUGUGGACAUUGGACGAUUGCCGGACGAAAGCAACUAUAGACGGACAUAUGGUGGUGUCUAUGCCAGCACUUUGGGGGCAGUGUGCCAUGAAUUGGGCCAUUGUUUUGAUCUCGGUCACACACGUGAUGGUGUAAUGGGUCAGGGAUUUGAUUAUCUAAAUCGUGUUCUCACAGUUGAUCAGCUCACAGAGCAUUUGCCACAGCGAAUUGUCGCCGUUAAAGGUAAUACCAAGACUCCAUCCCCAUCCCCAUCAGCAGCUGCUCCAUCCACAUCAGCGACACGCCUUCGUUUAACCCAGUUAAAGAAGCCAAUCAAUCAACACUUGGACAAUUAUCACACACAACGACUUACCGAUAGUUUCUAUUUCACGCGAAAUUGUGCAGUGAUAUUAGCCCAACAUCGAUGGCUAAGAGAUUCAAAUUCGGAAGAGGAGAAACACAAACAGGAUUCGUCGAGUGUUAAUAUAUCCCUGGAUAUUGCGGCUGAGGCAAUUGUCUCUACCAUACCAUUACGUCUCAUUGAGCUGCGGUGUAAUCUGGAUAGUCUGGUGGCUCACUACGAAGAGUUUGCAGAGGAUAAGCUUUCAGCUCCAGUUUAUCAAUUUCCAUUGCCUGGAGCAUUGUGGCAUCUGUUGGCCAAGCAAUGUACCCAUUACGUCUUUGUUUUGACCAGAAGUGGAGAUACCAAACGUUUGGCCUGUGAUUAG